Molecule: messenger RNA, 1764 nt
Organism: Myxocyprinus asiaticus (Chinese sucker)
Lineage: Eukaryota; Metazoa; Chordata; Actinopteri; Cypriniformes; Catostomidae
Gene: saxo2
Product: stabilizer of axonemal microtubules 2
Exons: 4
Coding region: 106-1497 (463 amino acids)
Biological process (GO): microtubule anchoring
Cellular component (GO): centriole; axonemal microtubule; ciliary basal body
Molecular function (GO): microtubule binding
Source: RefSeq, a predicted model, not a curated record
CAGGAUGCUACACAGAAGCGCUAGUGAGAUGCCGUCAGUGCGUUUGAGUAAGGAUUGAAGAUAAACAGCGAAAAUACACUUGAUUUCCUCAGUACAUUGAGAAAAAUGACACGGCUCUGUCUCUGUGAGAUGUGCAGCUGCGGCCGUCACCGUUGCCCACACCAGCCCACGGCACUUUACACGAAAGGAAGUCAGAAUAAUGUGUUGACGGAGUACACAGAGAAAUACCCUGCUUAUAAAGGUCACACCCGUCCCAAGAGUCUCAAGCCCCAACAGUUGUAUAAAACUCACCAGGACCCGAUGGAUGGAACAACUACCUUCAGGACUGACUAUAUCCCAUAUAAGGUCACCCGUCGCCCUGAGAGGCUGCAGGUCGAGUACAAGCCCAAGCCUGGAGAGAUUGACUUAGGAACAACAUAUAAACAAGAUUUCAAUCUAUACGAAGUGCAACCAUUUGUUCCUUCGCGGCCUAAAGAAAGAGUCCAUACCAUGAAUGUGAAACUAGACACCGUGCCCACCUACAAAGAGGAUUUUCGUCAGUGGGAAAUCAGCAGACGGGAAUUAUCUAAACCUGAUAUGACGUAUCACCCCCCUGCUGCAAAGUUUGGAAAUUCAACGACAUUCCAGGAUGAUUUUGUCCACAAAGGUCUUGUGCCACGUGAGAGCUACAAGCCCCUUAAUGUAGCAAAGCUAUCCGAUGCUCCUUUUGAAAACAUGACCAGCAACAAGAUCUCAUAUGUACCACAUCCUGUGGAUGCCCGGUACGUGAAACCACCAGAAGAAUACAAACCCAGUGGCCAUCCUUUCCAAGACCUCACCACCCACCGACAAGACUACCAAGGCCUGCCUGGACAACUACCUAAAAGCUGCAAACCUGAACAACUCAAGGUAGUCUCUAACAUACCCUUCCAGAGCAACACGGAAUUCCGUGACCAUUUCCAGCAGUGGCCUGUCUCCCUCCCCCAGGUCCACAAGUCGAUGGAGUACACAAGUCCCACGGCACACAUGGACCUGACCACCACCUCACACACCGAUUACAUCAAGCACCAAGUCCAGCCCUUUGUUGCCGCCAAACCCUUCUCAAUCCCCACAAAGUCUUCCGGGUCUUUCCAGGGCAACACCACCAUGAGGGAUGACUUCCAGCCAUGGGUGGCACAACGUCAAGGCAUGAUCCGGAAGCAAGAGGAAAUCCGACGUUCCAGUGGGAAAAUGGAGGAUCUGACCACCUUCAAAGCCCAUUUCAUCCAGCAUGAACUGCAGCCCACACUCAGCUUCAAGCCCCAUAAUGCACGACUGUGGACCGACGCUCCACUAGAGAACGAGACCAUGUACCGCACAGAGUUCACAGCCAAGAGGAUCAGCAUGUGUCCGGCCAGUUUUGAGUCUCCACCGGGGUUUGUUUUCGAUAACUGCGAUGAUCGAGGCCACCGGUUCUUCCGCAAGUUGAUGUCCACUGAUAGGAUUGAGAAUCCUAAAGCAAUGGCAUUGACGGCUUAAGAAAUUCAUCAUAUUGAGUUUCCAUAAAAGGUGACUCAAGCUAGCAUACAAAAGUUAUCUCUCUGAAUUAUUCUAAUCCCACAGGGAUUUUUAAUGAAUCAGGACAUGUGGAAUGGGUCAAUGAAUCAACCCAGUUAUCUUUCAUAAAAAAAUGUAUUGUGUGCAUCUCGAAAUUCUUAGUAAUUUGAACUAUUUAAAAGUAGUUUUUUAAAUUUUCAGUAGGAUGAAAUUGUGGCCUACUUAAAGUAAUAUUCCAGGUUCAAUACA